UUAAACAGGGGAGGGGCGAACAUUGAGAAAUGUUCAGCUGGCUGAAAUACUUCAGGUGUGGUUUUAAAUGUUUUCCUUAUGCACUCUGGCAGUCUUUAGAUUUCAGAAACGAGCAGCAAAAAGUAGUCUGUGUUGUGGUUACCGCCUAAAACAGCUUUAGGUGUCGAAGGAAAACUGUCAAAGAUGGCCACGCGCAGCAGCAAUAAUGAGGAAAACUUGAAGGAUAUUCAAAACAACACCGACUUCAAUAAGGAAGUGAGGGAUCCUACCACCGAGAUGCUGCUCCCACAAGAUGUGGUAUGUGAUUCCUGCAUCGACAGCCCUAACAAGGCCCUAAAAUCCUGCCUGACCUGUCUGGUUUCUUACUGCGAAGCCCAUCUCAGACCCCAUCUGGAAAACACGAAAUUUCAAAACCACCGGCUUGUGGAUCCUCUGCACGACAUCGACUGUCGGACUUGUGAGGUUCAUCAGCUUCCUCUCGAGCGCUUCUGUCUGAUGGACGGCUGCUGUUUGUGUCUGGAGUGUGAGAGCCAGGAGCACGAGGGGCACACGACUGCAUCUGUGGGGGAGGCACGGACACAGAUUGAGACUGAGAUGCAGAAUAAACAAGAAGAGAUCGGUCAGAGCUCCUCAGCAGCUGAGAAAGCAAUUGGAAAGCUCCAGGACAACACUGACUUAAUAAAGUCUUCAGUGCAGGAGGUUUGUGUUAUUGUUGAACAGCAGUUUUCCAGGCUGCAGAAAACUGUGGAGGAGGCCAGGAAAGGGGUGAAGGAGGUGCUGGAGGGAGAGCAGAGACAGGCCCUGAGACAGGCUGAGGGCAUCCAGGCACAUUUGGAGCAGAAGAGAACAGAGCUGCAGAAAACUUUGGCUCAAAUGAAUAAACUCUCCAGGAGCAAGUCAGAUGUUGACUUCCUGCAGGAGUACUCAGAGUGGAAUAAAGGAGUGGCAGAUGUAUGUCUGCCUAGCCCCUGCAUCAACCCCAUGAACCAUCUAACUUCCUUUGUCCAAGUUGUGACAGAUACUACCAAGGAGCUGUGUGACCUGAUACUCUCGUCCUGCACAGAAAGACUGAAAUGUAAAAGUGGUACUAAAUCCCUGAUGCAAGACUCUGAACCUUCAACAUUGCCUGAUCCUGAGACCCGAGAGGACUUUUUAAAAUACACAAGGAGUUUGACCUUUGACCCAGACACCACCCAUCACUUUCUCCGUGCAACGGAUGGCAACAGAAAGCUGACCAACACCAGCCCCUGGCAGCACAGCUACCCAGAACACAUUGCUCGCUUUGAUUAUUGGCGUCAAGCAAUGACUUCGGACAGCCUUUACUUGGGGAGGCACUAUAUGGAAGCAGAGCUAAGUGGGGAGGGAGCACAUGUAGGAGUCACGUACAAGAGCAUCGAUCGGAAGGGAGAGCAAAGCACCAGCUGCAUCAGUGAGAACGACUUUUCCUGGUGCAUGGGAAGGAACAGCCGAGGCUUCUUUGCCUGGCAUACUGGUGUGGAGACGCCUUUGGGUGGCACUGAUAUCACAAGAAUUGGCUUAUAUGUAGAUUUUGAAAGGGGCUCUCUGUCUUUCUUUGAUGUAACAGGUCCUAUGCAGCUGCUACACAAGUACAUGGUUGAUUUUAUAGAGCCCUUAUAUGUUAUAGCCUGGCUGUCAAAGAAAGACAAUGUCAUUUCUCUUGUUUAAGUUAAAUGUUCAGCUGCCUUCACUGUAAGCUUGUUAAAGAGUAUAGAGUGCCUUAUAAAUGUUUAUUGAGGUUACAUAACAAGUUAUCUAAUUUUAUGGUUCAUAUGGAGGAUUUUUUCACAUACAUGUCAGUUAAGGUUACAUUUACUACCAUCUAGUGGCAACUCUACAACAUGACCUAAGAGACCUUCGCAGCAGUAGGUGUGUUAGGAAUUUACUGCAGCUUUACUGCUCUUGAAUUUAAAACAGAUGGUGAAAAGAAAAGUACACAAAUGUCUGCCAGCAUUUCUUUUAUUUGCCUUUCAUACACACUUGCUGAAAAAAAAAGCAAUAAAGCUUUAAGAAGAUAUU
Messenger RNA from Notothenia coriiceps (black rockcod), 2037 nucleotides. RefSeq names its product tripartite motif-containing protein 16-like. Lineage: Eukaryota; Metazoa; Chordata; Actinopteri; Perciformes; Nototheniidae. Gene Ontology annotation, molecular function: zinc ion binding; protein binding. The transcript has 6 exons. The coding region runs from base 184 to 1686 and encodes 500 amino acids. The record is from RefSeq and is a predicted model, not a curated record.